Molecule: messenger RNA, 918 nt
Organism: Lichtheimia ornata
Lineage: Eukaryota; Fungi; Mucoromycota; Mucoromycetes; Mucorales; Lichtheimiaceae
Exons: 4
Coding region: 1-918 (305 amino acids)
Source: RefSeq, a predicted model, not a curated record
AUGAUGGUACUACAGGCGUCAUGGGAUAUAAUUUCAACAUGGAUCAAGUAUAGAGAAGGAUUCAUGCCACUGCCCAAUGGCGACAUCAUUGCCAAGCCGUUUGCCUAUUGGGAUGAAUAUCACCAGAAUUUCAUUCAACCCAUCGAUUACGUGCAAUGCAUUUCGUUUGCAUUGCAAACAGGCGUGUUCUUUUUGUUACAAUGCUUUUGGCAUUAUUUAUCCAAUAGCGUGGCGCGUCGAUCGUUUAUGGGUUCUUGGGAAUUUCGAUUCUAUAUUGUAUGGGCUGUAUGCAGCAUGGCUAUGUUUCCCAUCCUCCAAUGGCGGUUCAAUGAAGAUCAAUACAAGAGCGAGGCCGUGCCACAAUUGGCUUAUGGUUUGGAAGUGCUCAUCACGGCUGUGCUUGGUGUUCGCUCACAUUUCCGAUUCACGCGCAUUCUUAAUGCUACACGUGAACGCAAGAUCGUGCAUCGACUUGAAUACUUUCGUGACAUGAAUGUGAUGUUGACCAUUAUCCUUUUCAUCUAUGGCACGUGCCUGGUAAUUUUAUGCGUGGAUGGCUUAACAGCUGAGAAGCCUAUCAACUCGCACAAAUUUGGAACCGAUUUGCUGAUCGUCAAUUGCAACAUUUGCAUCAUCUUUUUAUGGAUUGCCUUUAUAUCCAUCUUCCAUCCUCGUCGUACCUAUACCAAGGAUGCUACCUCUCAACUUGCAACGGAUGAAGAAGAAAUGGUAUCAAGAAAUGGAAGAGUGACCAAGUUUGUCAUGCAAAAUGCAACCAAACGAUACAACGACAGCAGCCAAGAACCCGCCGGUACAGCUUCUGAGUAUCGUAUGCCAUCCUACUAUAUCAAUCCCGAAUCAAAUCCUCCUCAAAGCAGCGUACAUGAUCCAAUGCCCGACCACCAUUACCGUGCAUGA